Messenger RNA from Letharia columbiana, 1071 nucleotides. RefSeq lists its product as uncharacterized. Bases 1 to 1071 code for a protein of 356 amino acids. The record is from RefSeq and is a predicted model, not a curated record. The transcript has a single exon. NCBI's taxonomy places the organism in Eukaryota, Fungi, Ascomycota, Lecanoromycetes, Lecanorales, Parmeliaceae.
AUGAUCAAGAAGCUGCGAGAGGCUAGAUGGGCAGACGAUAUGGAUGACGUGGACAAUGAGAAUUAUUUGCUGGACAACAAACAAGUCCUGCUCAGUGAGGACGAUCCAAGACUAUUGCAAGAAGAGCUCAACAGCGCCCUCCAAGAGGCUUAUACUGAUUUACAAGUCAUGCUUCACAAGCUUUUUGACAAGUCUGAGACGACUAACAACGGCCAACAAGCAGCGUACUUGAUCCGUGUAUGGAGGGAACUACGGCAAUAUCUACCAAAGAGCUACCAAAAUGCUCAACUUGGAAUUGGUUCCAUACCUACCCUGCAGCAUACCAUCGCAAUUGAAGCACUUCGGGUGCCUCUGGAGCGAUGCUCGAAGCGUAUUGCCAAGAUGUCGCAAGCUAAGCUACUACAGGCGAGACCGCUUUGGGAAGGCGACCCCGAACUACCCGUCUUGCCGUCUGCAUGGACAUACAGAUUUCUGCUUGAACUUGCGUCAUCAAUGAGUGCUUGUGGCAGCGACGUGUGGAGUCCGCAAGCAGUCGAUACGCUGAAAAAGGAACUUAUACUGAGUAUAGCGCCAAUGCUUGAAGGACGUCAGGCUGUUCAAGUCAAUGGGCAUCGGGAUAGAGAUCUUCUUGAUGGCGAAGACAAGGAGGAAGAAGAACUCGAGGAAGAAGUCAAGAAAGACGAGGAGGAGAUAGAGGAAAGAUUCAGAGAGGAGAAUGGAGAGGUAAAUGGCGAAGAAGCGGGAAAAAGUGAGGAAAAAGAGGAGCGAAAUAGCAAGGAGCCAGAAAAGUAUCCGGAAAAGCCCCUGAAUGGAACUAUGAGCAACGGACACAUCGAGUUCAAGCCAGAAGAGGAGCCAGAAGACGGGAAGAUACAACGAUUCUUCGACGUUGCCUAUCUAACAAACGCUAGUGUCGUUAAAGAGACGGAAGCUGAGGACAAUCAGCUGGUUAGCCUACAGGGUUCACUAAUUCAAGAUCUUGCAUUCGAGCCGAAGGCAAUGGAGAGGAUGAAGAAGGAUGCUGCAGAGUAUUGGAAGCGGACGAGUCUGCUCUUUGCUUUGUUGGCCUAA